AUGGAGGCUUUCCUCCCUAAUGAUCCCUACUGGAGGGAGCGCAUCUCUUCGGAGAUGGCCGAAGGGAUUGACACUUUGCAAUCCCUAUACUCGCGUUCGGAUAGGUCGUUUUCCUACGGUCCUUCUUCAAACGCAGCGAGUGGGUCUCGUCGUACUGCUCGACGAGACCAAGGGCAUCAACAAUCAGCUGGGCACGAGGCUCCCAGCUGUCCCACACCGGUGGAUAGCCACGCCAGCGGACGAGGUAACUCGUCCGGACGCCAUUCACAUCGCGGUGGUUCAAAAUACGCUCCACUAGGAAGCAUUGACCACCGCUUGAGUCCAACAAAGGAUGUGGUGGCGGCGGGAACACCUGAUCCGGCUAGAGAGUCGGAUCAAGUUGAUGUUCAGAGCUGCAACCGUCUAACGGAACAGUUGCGAGAUGACCUGGCUCAUGAACGAUCUCGGCGUUAUGGGCUUGAGGAUCUUGUACGGGAUAAUUAUAAUUCCCUAACGCGCGAUCGUCCAAACGAUCGUGCCGCUUUGCGUUCGCGCAACUUGAGAACGAACGUCGCUUCGCUAGUUGACCAGACUGGCUCGUUGAAACGGGAUUACUCGAAGGUGGUCUCGGCCCUCGACCGUGAAGGUGUUUUUCGCAUCUUGAAACGGGCUCGUACUGAUAGUACGGGCGGAGAAGACCAACGUAAAACGUAG
Peronospora matthiolae is the source of this 693-nucleotide messenger RNA. The record is from the annotation of a GenBank genome assembly. Lineage: Eukaryota; Oomycota; Peronosporomycetes; Peronosporales; Peronosporaceae.